This is a messenger RNA of Candidula unifasciata, 1479 nucleotides long. The record is from the annotation of a GenBank genome assembly. NCBI's taxonomy places the organism in Eukaryota, Metazoa, Mollusca, Gastropoda, Stylommatophora, Geomitridae.
AUGGCAGAAUCCAAUAGCAAGUCGGGAAUACUGGCUCUAGCGCAGAAACGUCUUUCUCGGACUAAAACUAAAGUUUUACAGAACUUGGGCAAAGCAGAAAAGACAACAGAUGAUGUAUUUAAUGAGAAUGUUCUUAAAGUAGAAAGACAGCAGGAAAUAGCUCACCAUCUCCAGAAAGAGUUGAAAACAUAUGUCCAUUGUCUACGAGAGAUGAACCAAGCCACAUUGAGUUUAAACACAGUUCUGUCAGAAAUCUAUGAACCUGAAUGGACCAAGGAAUCUGUAUUCAAAAGCCAGCUACAGGUGUUUGAGCUACUUUGGAAUGACUUCCUCCAGAGUGUGCAGGAUUCUGUUGUUACUCCUCUGAACAACUAUCUACAGUGUUUUCCAGCUCUGAAAUCGAAGGUGGCAAAGCGAGGUCGUAAAAUGGUCGAUUACGACAACUGCCGACAUCACUUAGAGGUGCUGCUGUCUGCCAAGAAGAAAGAUGAAGUGAAGAUUCACAAGGCCCAGGAGGAAAUGAAAGAAGCCAAACGAAUUUAUGAAGAGUUAAACAGCGAAUUGCGUAGUGAGUUGCCAGAUUUCAACAACAGUCGAGUCACAUUCUAUGCCAGCUUGCUGUCCAGCUUGUUUGGAGCUGGACAGGUCUUUCACUCAGAGUCUGGCAAGGCGUAUUUAACACUUGAGGACAUCUGCCAGGAAUUGGGCAAAGAUUUUGAGCAAUUUAUAUACAAACCAAGACAGACCCUUAGCAAGUCUAUCUCGUCAAACUCUGGGGAGAACGGCUUCAGUGAUGAAGUCUCGGCCCACGGUUCUCCAUCAGUCCAACUGACCAGAAGCUCCCUGGGUUCCAGAUGCAGCAGUCCUGGCAAAGACACGCCACAGUCUGUGUACGGCAAUCAGGAAGUGCCAGAAAUCAAACAGAGAACCAGCCUCCUGUCGCCCCAGCAGAAUGGAAGCAACCCAGUGCCCACGGAGAGAACAGACAGAAAACAGUCCAACAUCUCUGCUCAGGAUCGAGGCAACAAAGUCGAUGAGGGGAGGCAUUCCGAGGAAGAUAACAACAAUAGCAGCAUUGAACACAAAGAGAUGACAAACAACGUUUAUAAUGAACCCCAUGAAACACCGUCCAACCUGGCAGCCAGCAUCGGACGUGUGAGCAACCGUCACGAGUUCUCCGAGUCUGACACUGAUGAGGAUGAUGACCUAGAUCCAGUCUACAGCAAUCCCCCGUCACGCCUCCCGCUGGCUACUCCACCACCCAAUACUCUUUAUGUUGUGCAAGCUGUACACAGGUACAACAAUGAAGAUGAGGACGAGCUGAGCUUUGAAGCUGGGGAGAUGAUCUACGUGAUAGAGUUUGAUAACCCUGAGGAGCAGGAUGAAGGCUGGCAGAUGGGCAUCAAAGCAUCAGAUGGCGUCCGGGGUGUGUUUCCAGAGAACUUUACCCAGGUGCUACCAAAUCAGCAAGCUAGAUGA